Octopus bimaculoides (California two-spot octopus) is the source of this 517-nucleotide messenger RNA. Its product is annotated as p53 and DNA damage-regulated protein 1. The record is from RefSeq and is a predicted model, not a curated record. NCBI's taxonomy places the organism in Eukaryota, Metazoa, Mollusca, Cephalopoda, Octopoda, Octopodidae.
AUGGAUGUAUAUUCGAUGAAAGUUAUUAAAAUAUUCUUCUGUAAAAGGGUUUUAUCAAAGACGCAUGGUGAAAAGAAAUCUUGGGUCUGCAUGAGUAACAUGUUUAUCAAAAUGCCAGAAAAAUCUACAAAGUCAAUUUUAGAAAAAGAUUAUGACAAAUUGGACAUAGAAAUAAAUUCCCUUCGUAAAACUUUGAAAACUGAGAUGAAUCAGUUACGGGACUUGGAAAAUCAGGAUGCCCUUACGGGUUUCGAUUUGAAGCCCCUUUCAAACCAAGAGAUCAAAGCUAUUGAAAAUCUUCUCUGACUUUCAGUAGUUUUGAACCCAGGACACUUCUGUUAAAGGUGCAUCAUUUCUGACUAUCUUGUUGCUUAUGCACACAAACUGUUGAUAGAAUCAUCUACUGGAAAUUCAAAAAUUUCUUUGUAAAUACCAUAUUGAAGACCCUGUACGAUCCCAUGCUGAUGUCUUUACUCAAAAAAAUCACAAUGUUGAAUAAAAAGUUGUGAUAACUCAA